Saccoglossus kowalevskii is the source of this 1252-nucleotide messenger RNA. RefSeq lists its product as uncharacterized. NCBI's taxonomy places the organism in Eukaryota, Metazoa, Hemichordata, Enteropneusta, Harrimaniidae. The record is from RefSeq and is a predicted model, not a curated record.
UUUUCGAAGAUGACGAAACAUCCCAUGCUUAUUGCAAUUUCUAACCAUCAUUGUACAUUAGUUGUACGACAUGUUGUACACGAUGAACACGACCACACUGGCGACGAUUAUGAAUCUAUGUGCUUGUGCUGUUCUCAGCAUGUUUAUUAUCUCACUGGAUGCAGCUGACAUUCCCAAAACAGCCAAUACAUCUUUACUUCGUAAUGCCAUUUUCAGACCUACAGUGACUUAUGAACAACCAUCAAUAAACACUGAUAAUGAUGGACCUUGCAUGAACGAUGAUGAUUGUUCAGCAGAUGAGGUUUGUUUCACACCAAUAGGUACAUGUGAGAGCUGUUUAGCAUGGAGCAACGCAGAUGGCAUACCGCAGAAAUGUCAAGACUAUCUAUCUGAGAAUACUCCCUCUGUAGUAGAAACAGAGACAACUUAUGAUGAGCCAUGUAUUUCAGAAAGUAACUGUAAACUUGGAUAUUGGUGUUACAAACACACAGGGACAUGUGAAUCUUGUGAGACUCUAAGGGACCAUCCAGAUGAUCAGAAAAUUUACUGUGCUGCUUGGAUUGAAGCAAAGCAAUCUGAUAAGGAUGAAAUGAAAGUGAAGCUAACCAUUUAUCUGAUAGUUGGAGCUCUGAUUAUCAUUAUUGUCAUCAUAGUACUUGUUCUUAUUGCCUGCUGCAUUUGUCAAAAAAAAAAACCUGUUAUAAGACAACCAGAGCAGAACAAUGCAGAGGAAGCCAGUUUUCCUUUAAAUGGCAGUCGAUACAGCCACAGAUCUCUCUCAAAUAUUUACCAUGCUGCAGCCCGUAAAUGUUUAACAAAACAUAAGGUAAAGACAAAAAACCCAAAACAUAAGAAUAAGAAAAAUAACCCUAAGUGGUACACUUGUGAAUUGACUAAGCUCAAGAAAGAAGUUCAUAAAAUGUCAAUUAAAUUAUCAUCUAAUCCCUACAACAAACAGCUCAGAACUGAAUGCUAUAAUAUGAAGCGAAAAUAUAAACAGCUUGUAAAAAAGAAAAGGCGAGAAUACAAGAAUGAUAUACUAACUAAACUAGACACAAUGAGUAACUCGCGUCUUGUAGAAUAUUGGAAUUUAAUAAAUGAACUAAAGGGAGGACAAGAAAAUAAGUUAUGUGAUAACAUUAAUGCUGAAAAGUGGUAUGAACAUUUUAAGAUACUCAAUACAGAUGAAAUCCCAUUUGACGACAACCUAAAAAUAGAAACUGACAGCACAGUCACUCUCCUAGUAGAGUGA